This is a messenger RNA of Hippocampus zosterae (dwarf seahorse), 1680 nucleotides long. Its product is annotated as T-complex protein 1 subunit gamma-like. NCBI's taxonomy places the organism in Eukaryota, Metazoa, Chordata, Actinopteri, Syngnathiformes, Syngnathidae. Gene Ontology annotation, cellular component: chaperonin-containing T-complex. The record is from RefSeq and is a predicted model, not a curated record. Gene Ontology annotation, biological process: protein folding. Gene Ontology annotation, molecular function: ATP hydrolysis activity; ATP-dependent protein folding chaperone; ATP binding.
AUGCAGUCGGUCCAGACUCCAGUGAUGGUGCUCAACACCAACACCAAAAGGGAGCAGGGCAACAAGGCGCAGCUGAGCAACAUCCAGGCCACAAAGGCUAUCGCUGAAAUCGUCACCUCCACUCUGGGGCCUCAGGCCAUGCUCAAAAUGCUGUUGGACCCCAUGGGCUCUGUCGUCAUGACCAACGACGGCAACGCCAUCCUCCGGGAGAUCGAUGUCCAGCACCCUGCCGCCAAGUCCAUGAUCGAGCUCGCCCGCGCCCAGGACGAGGAGGUCGGCGAUGGCACCACCUCCGUCAUCAUCAUGACCGGAUAGCUCAUGAGCACGGCCCGCCCCUUCCUGGAGAUGCGGCUGCACCCGACGAUCAUCCUGCGCUCCUACUACAAGGCCCUUGAGAUCGCCAACAACACGCUCGAGGCGAUCGCCAGGCCGAUCGACCUGGACUCGCACGAGGCAGAGUGGGCCCUCGAGUCUUGCAUCGGGACCAAGUUCUCAAGCAAGUGGGGCAAGAUGAUCUCUGACUUGACUCUCAAGGCUGUCCGCAUUGUGAUCCGGGGGUCUGAACGGAGCAAGCUCGGCCUUUAGCUCAAGCGCUAUGCCAAGGUGGAGAAGAUCCCGGGCGGGUCUCUGGAUGACUGCGAGGUGCUGGACGGGGUGAUGCUCAACAAGGACAUCACGCACCCCUCCAUGCGCAGGGUCAUCCGCAACCCCCGAGUGGUGCUGCUGGACUGCCCCCUCGAGUACAAGAAAGGCGAGAGCCAGACCAACAUGGAGAUGAAGAAAGAGACUGACAUGACUGACGCCCUCCAGGAGGAGAUGUAGGAGAUCGCCUUGAUGUGCAACGACAUCCUCAAGCUCAACCCUGAUGUCGUCAUCACCGAAAAGGGUGUGUCCGACCUGGCCCAGCAUUUCCUCCUCAAGGGCAAUGUCUCCUGCAUCCGGAGGGUCCGCAAGACCGAUAACGUGCGAAUCGCCAGGGUGACUGGGGCCAAGAUCGCCUCUCGCACGGACGAACUGCAGAUGAGUGAUGUCGGUGCCAAGGCAGGCCUGUUUGAGAUCAAGAAGAUUGGCGACGAAUACUUCACCUAUUUCUUGGAAAGCCCUGAAGCAUCGGCCUGCACCAUCCUGCUGCGAGGCGCCUCCAAGGACGUGCUCAACGAGAUGGAGCGCAACCUGCACGACUGCCUGGGAGCUGCUAAAAACAUUUUCGCGGACUCGAGGCUGGUGCCGGGCGGCGGUGCCGCCCAGAUGGCCAUCGCGAACAACAUCAUGGGAGGCCGCCAAAUACGAGGCACGGGGCAGAUGGUGCUAAAAGCGGUGGGACACGCGAUCGAAAUUAUCCCGAAGGUGCUGGCCCAAAACUGCGGGGCAGACGCGGUGCGGAUGAUCACCGAGCUGCGGGCCAAGCACUCGGUGAAGGGCAACGAGCGAUUCGGGAUCAAUGGCAACACCCGCGAAAUCUCGGACAUGGGGAUCGACAACAUUUGGGAGCCCAUCCUCGUGACCGGGCAGGUGCUCAAGACCAGCAUUGAGGCUUCCUCCAUGCUGCUGCGGAUUGACGAUAUCAUCAGCGGCGUCAAGAAGCGCGAGAAGGAGCAGCCCAAGAGCAAGUACGCUCCCGAGGAGGCUGCCGAGACCUUUGGAGAUGCCCGGACGGCUGAUGACAUCCGCAAUUAUUAA